Messenger RNA from Coccidioides immitis RS, 562 nucleotides. RefSeq lists its product as uncharacterized. The transcript is spliced from 3 exons. Bases 191 to 412 code for a protein of 73 amino acids. The record is from RefSeq and is a predicted model, not a curated record. NCBI's taxonomy places the organism in Eukaryota, Fungi, Ascomycota, Eurotiomycetes, Onygenales, Onygenaceae.
UUUUUUUUUCCCAUCAACACCUCUUCAAAAUACGAUCUUCACGGACUAUCAGUCACGCUUGAUAAAAACAAUCAAUUCGUUUUCUAACGCGGAUAUUUCUUACCCCACUACAGCAAACAUGAGUGGAUGUGGAUGCACCUGUGGCUCCGCUUGUUCUUGUCCUUCCGGCGCCUGCAACUGCAAAUAAAUCAUGCCGCCGGAGGCGCGAUCACAUAUUAUCCAUCCCUCCAACCGGUGUAGAUUAUUAUUCGACACGGAUCCUCAAGUCGAAUAUCCGCGGUCUUCGUGUUUCUCUCUGGCCGCCGAACACCGAGUGCACAAGGAACCGACCGAUGUCGAAGCCAAAUGCGUCAUGACGGAGAGUGAAAGGAAGGGUGCGGCCCAACUCGGGAGGUUGAUUGAUGGGUAUUAGGAUAGUCUCUGGACUGAGUUUAUGAUCGUGUAUCUGCCUACAUGUUUUUUUUUUAUCGCUUGGCCUGCAAUACGAAAUCAUAAGGAUCGUUUGCUCCGUCCAUAUGUCUUCGCCAUCAGUAACUCAAAACAAAAAAAAUUCGCUUUUUGC